Messenger RNA from Andrographis paniculata, 931 nucleotides. RefSeq lists its product as uncharacterized. Bases 59 to 760 code for a protein of 233 amino acids. The transcript has 3 exons. The record is from RefSeq and is a predicted model, not a curated record. NCBI's taxonomy places the organism in Eukaryota, Viridiplantae, Streptophyta, Magnoliopsida, Lamiales, Acanthaceae. Gene Ontology annotation, molecular function: protein binding.
CGAAUUUCUCCGAUCUUCAGUUCAUCACCACGUCUGGUAAUUCUAAGGUCGAGUAACAAUGGAAUCUCUCAUUUUCCUUUCGGGAACUGGUUCGAUUCCCGCACAAAAUCACCCGAUAAUGGCUGCUUCACCUCGGCGCCCAAUUAGGCUGCCAGUCCAGGAAUACCACGCCGAGAAAAACGCCACCGUUUCAUCCCCCGGAAGAACCUCCACACACAUAAAUAUGCAUCGCCGGAAAAUUCGCCGGUCAUUUUCGGAACCCAGCCUCACGGGGAUUCAUCUCCGUCACGAUACGUCCGGGGAGUCGGAGUCGAGGUCUUUCACAGAACAGACACUGCCGCCUGACGACGGCAGCGUCGCCGACAAAGGAGAUCCUCCGUCGUCCUCGUCGCCGGGCGGUGGAAAUCGCAAUUUCCGGGCGUAUUACAGUGAGCUGGUGAAGGCGAACCCGGAGAAUUCUCUGGUUUUGAGAAACUACGGCAACUAUUUGCACGAGGUGGAGAAGGAUGCCGGGAGGGCGGAGGAGUGGUACGGGAGGGCGAUAUUGGCGAGCCCCGGCGACGGAGAAGUGCUUAGUCUGUACGGGAAGCUGAUUUGGGAGACGCAGAGGGAUGAGCUUCGAGCCAGACAUUACUUCCAUCAGGCAAUUCAAGCUUCUCCUCACGACUGUAUGGUUUUGGGAUCGUAUGCACGUUUCUUGUGGGAAGCAGGGGAGGGAGACGAACCAGAAGAAGAGAUGAGAGAGAAUGUACAAUUGUGAGGAGAGGAAGACGAUGAGGAACGUUGUAUAAUUAAAGUAGCCGUUGGUGCCAUGCAUGCAUGGUGGAAACUUAAUUUCUAACGGCUAUAUAUAUAUAUAUAUAUAAUGGCUUAAUUAAUUAUGUUAAUUACUCUCUCCGUCCCACAUAAUUUUUUCCUAUUUUCUAUUUGC